Dinoponera quadriceps is the source of this 1595-nucleotide messenger RNA. RefSeq lists its product as uncharacterized. The record is from RefSeq and is a predicted model, not a curated record. The transcript has 3 exons. Bases 600 to 995 code for a protein of 131 amino acids. NCBI's taxonomy places the organism in Eukaryota, Metazoa, Arthropoda, Insecta, Hymenoptera, Formicidae.
UCUCUCGCCCCUCUCUCUCUCUCUCUCUCUUACUCUCUUUAUCCCCGCGAAUUACACUCCUCCGGUUUCUUCGGUCCCGGAGUUUAUCUCCUUUAUCUUUCCUUUCUCGCUUUUGCACGCGCCGUGCCGGAAGAUAUCUAAUUGAUCGGUGACACAACGCGCGCGCGGCGGAGUGCUGCGGCGCGCGUCGGGAAAACGUUGGCUCCAAAAAAAAGAAAAAAAGAGGAAAAAGAAGCAACGAAACGGCUCGCGAUCGGCCGUGGCCGCGAAGCGGCGCGCGCGCGCCGCGGCACCGGGGAAACUUGAAUGGACCGGCGCGCGCGCGUCGGAGGCUAGCCCGCGGAACUGCCGUUCGACAAAGGGUUCAAAGGUCGUUAGCCUCGCCUUCGAACCGAUUUCUUCUCGGGUGGUGGCGAUGUAUCCAACAGUGUAUGUCCCGCCACUUCGGAGCUGGUUCGCGCUGGUCGAUCGACCGACGAGGACGACGAUGACGAAAUAAGCGAACGGGUGCGCGCGCGCGUCACCGCCGUUCUCGUUAGUUACCGUACAUAGGAACUCUCGAGCCGGAGAGGAUCGAACGGAGGGGAAGUACGGAAGGUAUGCAUCGUCGAAGGUGUGCUACCGCCGAUGCACGGGACAGCACUGACGAGGACCAGCUGACGACGUCGAUGACGGUGGACGACGAUGACAACAGCAGCAGCCGCCAACGUUUCGAUGACGACGAUGACGAUAACAGCGACUACAACGGAAACAAGCACGAUGACAAAGAUCAUUAUGGCGGCGGCACACAGGGCCCCGCGCGCGCCAUAUCAGUUGUUCCUCACCGCAAAACGGGGCUGCCGACGUUCGCAAGGUGGUGGCGACGAAAUCAACGUGCUACGCGCGUAGCAGCGAGAUACGGAGCGACGGAAGACACGAAAAGGCCGGCCGACUUCGUUCAGACCUUCUUUCCACAUCCUCUUCCACGUCCCCGGGCUCUUCCUCUCGCGGUUUAAACCCCUUCAAGUGUACCCGGGGCGAAAAUCCGCGGCAUCUGACACGAUCAUUUCCCGGCCCGCGCCAAGACCACCGCGCCGUGAUCUCAGGUACACUUAUCGCGCAGCAACAUCGCAUAUAUUUACAAUCCAUGUACGUACAUCAUUAACCGGUUCACGAUAAAUAAUCGGAGAUUAUACGCCGCCUGUUAGCGUUGGCGCGUUAAGAUCAUACCGGAGAUAUUUACGGCGCACUGCGACGUACCGAAAUUAUCUGUCGAGCCUGAUUAUGCGAUCACUUAAUGUGUUCAUUUACGAUAUUAUAAAUAUGACACGUCAUAUAUAUAUAUAUUUGAUGAGAGAAGGCGAGUAUUUGAGCUAACGAUCCCGCGCGUGAAUUAUUAAGCCUGUAAAUAUAAUUAUCGAAUCUGUAAAUAUAUACUAAUAACGAAAAAAUGCAGAUACCGAGAGAAAAGAAAGUGAUCUCUGUUCUCAUUUUCCAUGAAACGCAUUUUCGAAAGAUUUCGCAAAACCGUAAUUGUCGAACGACCCCAAAUCGAAAAUUUUAAAUUCUCACGGGGAAAACAAAUUUUGCGGGAACAGCAAAUGUUUUGUCAAUGU